Messenger RNA from Ilex paraguariensis (yerba mate), 1017 nucleotides. The record is from the annotation of a GenBank genome assembly. NCBI's taxonomy places the organism in Eukaryota, Viridiplantae, Streptophyta, Magnoliopsida, Aquifoliales, Aquifoliaceae.
GAGCUUUAGCUACUCUCUCUCUCUCUCUCUCUCUGACCCCACGCAGUCAGAUAUUGAUGGUCAAAUCCCAGGAAGCAAACAACAGCAACUUGCGGCUUUGCGGCAGUCAGAUCAAGACCUAAAACUUCUCCUCACCAUCUGAACUUAACACUCACUCUCUCUUUCUCUCUUUAUUUUCUCUCUCUAACCCAUCUCCCUCCCUUUACAUAUAUGCUGAUGAUCGCAGCAGCUUCAUCAAUCUCCUUCGGACCUUCGCACUGCCAUUAUUGUCAUGCUGAAGGGGUUGGUUGCUCAACAUCUUAUGGAGUCACUAGCAGGUGGAUCGGAUCUUCUUUUGAUUGUCAAAGAAUUACUGAUCAUUCAGGCAUAAGUUUCAGAUGUGGGAAUCCAUUUUUUGGAGCUACGCGAUCCCAGUGGUUGCAAUUGGGGGAUGAAAUGAGCCUUUCUAAAGUGUUUGUCGCUGCAGAUUAUUCAGAUUCAGUACCUGAUUCAUCUAAUUAUUUAGGCCAUAAUGGGUAUCAUCCUCUUGAGGAAUUGAAAGAUCGCAAAAGAGUUCGUGACAUUAACCUCACCUCUGCUGAAAUAGCACGGACUGCAGUUGAGGCAAACAACAGUGCUUGGUUGAUAUUUCCAAGUAUGGUGCACUGUGAACCACACAGACAAAUCUCAUGGGCUGAGUUUCAAUAUGUUAUUGAUGAGUGGGGAGAUAUAUUUUUUGAAAUUUCUGAUGAUGAAAACAUCUUGCAAGAUCGUGGUGCAAGUAACCCUGUGAAUGCUUUAUUUGGGAUGGAUAUCCCACUAUAUGAGAACAAAUGGAUAUAUGAUGCUGAAUAUGACAUUUCUGAGAGUGGUUUUAGGGAUGAAAUUUCUUUUCGUGAUGAUUACUUUGAGUUGGAGGGUUCUGAAAUUUUCGAUAUCCCAGUUGACUGGGGAAGGCCAGAUACUUCCAGAUCGGUUCAUCCAGUUUAUUUUGGAAAAUGUUUGGCAAAGGUGAUUACUGCUUGGCCUGGUAGCUAA